Penicillium bovifimosum is the source of this 2136-nucleotide messenger RNA. Its product is annotated as MFS transporter. Gene Ontology annotation, molecular function: transmembrane transporter activity. The record is from RefSeq and is a predicted model, not a curated record. The transcript is spliced from 6 exons. Lineage: Eukaryota; Fungi; Ascomycota; Eurotiomycetes; Eurotiales; Aspergillaceae. Gene Ontology annotation, biological process: transmembrane transport. The annotation marks the transcript as partial.
AUGAGCCAAGAUAUCCCUUCGACGCCUCAAGAAGAUGAUCGAGUCGACGAAGAGACACCUUUGUUGCAUGCCCCUAAUGAUGAGCCAUACUCCGUAUUCACGCCUACCCAGAAACGCCUCAUUAUCCUGACAGCCGCACUGGCAUCCAGCUUCUCUCCCCUGUCGGCAAAUAUUUACUACCCGGCAAUGAACUCGAUUUCAAAGGAUUUGCGAGUUAGCCCAUCUCAAAUCAACCUAACCAUAACGACAUACAUGAUAUGCCAGGGCAUUGCUCCCAUGUUAACAGGCUCAUUGGCAGACCAGGCAGGUCGUCGACCUGCAUACAUCCUCUGCUUCGCGAUCUACAUUGCAGGAAACAUCGCCUUAGCUUUACAACACAGUUACCCAGCUUUGCUAGUACUUCGCGCCGUCCAAAGCUGUGGCAGCAGCGGCACCGUUGCCCUUUCAUCCGCUGUAGCGGCCGAUAUUAUAACCUCCGCCGAACGAGGGAUGUACAUGGGCCUUGCAUCUCUGGGCAAUAUUCUCGCUCCAUCCAUCGGACCAAUCCUCGGCGGAAUCUUAAGCAAGUAUCUAGGCUGGCAAUCGAUCUUCUGGUUCCUCGCCAUAACAGCGACAUCCUUCUUCCUUCCACUGCUAUUCUUCUUCCCCGAAACCUGUCGUGGCAUCGUCGGCAACGGUUGCAUCUCGCCAGUUGGCUGGAACCGCUCAAUCUGGAGCCAUCUCCACCCCACCAGCGCAACGCCCCAUUCCACCCUUCCUACACCUCAUCGACGGAUAUAUUUCCCAAACCCCUGCUCAAGCCUGAUUCUUCUUUUCCACCGACCCGUGGGACUCGUCCUUUUGGCAAACGGAGUAGUAUUCAGCAGCUACUACGCCGUAACCGCCGGCGUCCCGGCCUUAUUCCACGAACUGUACAAUCUAGACGAGCUAGGCAUCGGCCUAUGCUUUAUUCCCGCCGGCCUAGGCUCGCUAGCCAGCGCCGGCGUGAAUGGAGUAUUAGUUGACUGGAACUACCGGCAAACCCGAAGCAAAGCAGGGCAGACGGUACACAAGAACCAGCGACAGGACAUCACCGGGUUCCCCAUUGAGCAAGCAAGGUUACAGAUUGGUUUACCGAUGACAGUACUUGCAGCCGUGUCGAUAAUCGGGUACGGUGCCCUGAUUUCGGUUCAGCCACCGCUAAUCCUAGCACUGUUGGUGGUUUUCGUAAUUUGCUUCUGUAUUACCUCGGCAUACAACGUUAUGAACGUUCUCAUCGUCGACUUGUACUACGAAACACCCGCGACGGCAAUGGCUGCUAAUAACCUCGUGCGAAUUGGUGUGCAGUGGACUUACUGUCUUGUAUCCGGGGUUAUUGUUCUUGUGCUGCCCCUUUUGGGUGCCGUUUACUUACGAGGUUGGGCAUGGCGAAAGAGGGCAGUCGAGAUUGAGGCACAACGGGAGAUCAUACAAGACCGGGAGACAUCGUACCUUACUGUUCUCAUCCUAUUCAACGACAUGUACUCCCCAACAGCGAUAUUGCCUCUCCUCUGGCCAACUGGCCAAUUCUUCCACUGGCCCUCUCACCAACUCGACAUACGAUAUCCCAAUGGUCCAUGGAUCACCCCCGGAAUGGAACUAGACAUCCGAGACACCAACACCCUCCCAGAAAUCAACAGCGCAGCCCUAAAAUGCAACAAAGAAUACAUAAUAUUAUUCAUCGACCUCGACGCCAUCCUCCCAGGAACGCACAUUGAAACCGUAAUUCUCCACUGGUACCAGGCCGGUCUAUCCAAGAACUGCACGCAAGAUUCGCCCCUCAUCGACAUCCCCAAUCACGGCAGCGAAGAGCACCCAACAGCUCCAUACAUAGCGCCACGCGCACCACCAAAUACGCACCACCGCUACGUGUAUCUGCUAUUUGCUCAGGAUGGUCGGAAAUUUCCCGAGUGCUUUGCGCAUGUUAUUCCCAAGACGAUUGAUGCGCGUGCUGGGUUUGAUGUUAGGGAAUUUAUGAGUGCGGCGGAAUUGAGUCCACCUGUUGCGAUGAAUUAUUUUGUUGGGAGACAUGAGCCUGGUCAUGGGGAGACAGCUACUGUGCCUGUGAGGGCGACGACGACUUCGUUUCGGUCUGUGGAUUGUACGACUAGCUUGGGG